This is a messenger RNA of Thecamonas trahens ATCC 50062, 1266 nucleotides long. RefSeq lists its product as uncharacterized. The transcript has a single exon. The record is from RefSeq and is a predicted model, not a curated record. NCBI's taxonomy places the organism in Eukaryota, Apusomonadida, Apusomonadidae. The coding region runs from base 1 to 1266 and encodes 421 amino acids.
AUGUCGCGCAGGAGAGCGCUGUUCCCGCGCGGACUGGCCCCGUACCUCGACGAGGUGCUUGUGACGGUCAUGGAAGAGUACCUCACCCAUGGUGCCUGCGAGGACGACCGGCGUGCCCUCAUCCGCCUCCUCUCGCUCUUUGCCAAGCGAGCCAGCGCGAGUGCUCGGCCGAGCCAGGCUGCCGGUCAUCGUGCUGCUGCGCGGGCAGGCAUCGUCCAGGCCCGUGGACCAGAGACAGACUCGCAAGUCAUUCUCCGCUGUGCCGCUCAUCGCCCCAAGCACGGAUGGGACGGGAUCCAGCCUGCCGACAUCGGCGCACAGUGGGAGUACCUGACCACAGCAGACUUCGAUGACAUCGAGGCCACCGUCCUGGCCAGGUACAUGGAGGCCAUGGCGACCGAGCUGGGCGAGGACUCGGGCCCGCAUGCCGUCGAGGCCUAUCUUCAGUUCUUUGCCGGAAACAUCAUCCGCCCCGUCUGGAUGGCCGCUCUCGCCAGCUGGUACGCCUCGCUCAGAGAUGCCGGGAAGACCGCCUUCAUUCAGGCCAUGCGGCGACUGCAGGGCGCGCUUGUCGGUCAAGAUAGCCUUCGCGACUCGUUCCCCUGGCGGAGUGCUGUCUAUGCUGCCUUUACCGCAGAAGGUGAGCUAGAGGCCCGCGCUGCGCUCGCCGCACGCCCGCCGGCAACCUCCUUCACUGAGCUGUACGCCACCGCCACACGCGACGCCUCGGCCUCGUUUGUCGGCAACGACAACGCGGACCAUGAUGUCCACGGUCUCGACCUCUGUGCAGAGUACGAUGCGGACCUCAUGGCCAACACCGCCCGCCCGGGCUCGCCCGUUCUCGCCGGCCUCUCCACCAACAAGAUCAACCUGCAGCAAAACGACGCCGGCUCGUCGCGGUUCGACGCACACGGCCAGACCGCCCUCUCCCAGCUCGAGCUCGAUCGCAUGCUUGCACAAGGCAAGCGGCCCGAGCCCGCUGCCUCGGUCUACACCCAGUCGUUCGAGUGGCGCCCGCCGACCACGGACCGCGCCUUCUCCACCAUCUACUCCAAGAACCUGCAGCGCUCGCUCAAGCUGGGCCUCGACCGCGAGAUGCGCCUCGAGACUACCUACGCCGCAGACAUCGACAAACUUGCCAAUCGCGUCAUCGACCGCAACGCUGCAGAGGGCAAGGUCCCCGACUACUCCGUCUCUGAGCCAUCAGAGGUCGGCUACCAGCGCACCCUCCACGAGCGGAAGAUGCGGACCCACAAGCUGGUGUAA